GCCGACCAGCAGCAUCUGUUCGAGUCUUUGUGUGAUAUGCAAUUAUCCUAUUGCAAGCGUUGCGGCAAUGCGCGCGACGCGGGUGCUGCACACUGGCAGCAACGUCGGCCUCGCCGACUACAUGCUCGUACCGUACACGCUGGCCCUGACCAUGUCGUCAACAAUGGCGCUCGUGACAUGCGUCGUCGUCUUCAAGUGGACCAAUGUCAAACAACACGCGAGCCAAGGCGCCCUCUUCAUGUUCUUUGCGUGCACCGUCGUGUGGUCGGCCGUCACGUUUGUCGGCUGCAUCGCCAAGUACCUCGACCGCCGCGAGACGAAUUGGGACAACUCGCUGACAAAGUAUACGUUCCUCGUCGCACAAAUCUUCCAGGUCGGGGCCGGGCUCUGGCUUCUCGUCGCUGUCCACGAGAUCAAGCGCAUGGUCUUCGCGCCGCGCUCGGCUGCCAACAGCAAGCGCGCUAUGCGCUUCUUCGUCGCUAGCAUCUACGUCGUUUUGUGUCUCUAUGGUCUGGGCAUGAUCCUCUACGUCAGGCUGCACUUUGGGGCUGACGACGACCAUGACGACGACCAUGUCGAUGAACAUGAUGAUCCCAACAGUGCGGGCUUCGGUCAUGAAAGACAGCUCAACUUUUUCGAGGCGCUACAGUGGGGUCACAGUCUACUGCGCAUGGCCACGGUUCUGUACCCGAUCGGCAUGAGUCUCUACUUUCACGCGCGCCGGUUCGACAUCGAGCGUGACGGCGAGCGUAGCAAGAUCUCGCUCCGUCAAGUGCAGGUAAUCGGGCUCCUCAAUGCAAUUGCGACCGUGCCGAUAUGCCUCACCGAGACAAGCCAUUACCAUACACUCAACGUCUUCGUGCAGCUUGCGCAGUUUUUGUACUACCUUUCCGGCGCCGUGUCGUCGCUCGCCGUCGGCUACUUUCUCCCGCGCUUUCAAGAUCUCGCUCCCCAUUACCAUUCGCUCAACGUCUUCGUGCAGCUUGCGCAGUUUUUGUACUACCUUUCCGGCGCCGUGUCGUCGCUCGCCGUCGGCUACUUUCUCCCGCGCUUUGACAAGCUCCUCCAGACGCCACGGUCGUCUGCUGCUGUUUCCUGCGUGAGCUCUCCACCGUCAUCGGAGGGAAUUUAUAUUCUGGAAACGCGGCAGUAAUAGCAUUUGAAAUCCAUAGCACGC
Molecule: messenger RNA, 1177 nt
Organism: Saprolegnia diclina VS20
Lineage: Eukaryota; Oomycota; Saprolegniomycetes; Saprolegniales; Saprolegniaceae
Exons: 2
Coding region: 68-1153 (361 amino acids)
Source: RefSeq, a predicted model, not a curated record